UCCCACAAAAAUGUACACAUCAUUAUUAACACCAAUCAUAGUCAACAAAUCGCACAGUUUCUCAUCACAGCAAUAACAAAAGCGUGAAUGAUGAUAGCUUCAAUUAAGGGUCUUCUUCCUGUUGACUUUUUUCAUUUCUUUAGUCGCUACUAAUUAGUAGCACAUACUAAUCAAAGCAAAGUCGCCAUUAGAUUUGCAAGCAAAGAUGUAUGAUCCCAUCUUUGCAAAAAGUUUCAAUCAGUACCAGCGCAGGAGGUUCGGCUGCUGCGCACUCGUUCUAUGCUUCAUUACUGCAUUCAGCAUUUCCUCCACGUUCAACUCUCAUCGGCAGUCCGCCUCAGUGAUUGGCGAUACCGUCAGCUUGCAGCUGACGAUCAAUGCUGUUCACGACAUGCGUGUAAUUGAAGAUACAAGUGAAAAGCACGAGAAAAGAGGUGGGAAUGCUGCUGGAGAUUUGCACUUGCAAAUUAAUGCCACUGAAAGUAGUAUGCUGGUAGUCAAUAACACAAGUCUCAUCUCGCAACUGUUAGCAUUGAACGAGACGAGGAAGGCGGUGUCCUUUCGCAGAAUUUCAGAGUACUCACUUGCAAACUAUUACGCAGUUGAAGGAGAUAUAAGGAUUGAAGCCAAUUCCUCCACAAUCUUUGUUGUAAAACCUCUAGACAUGGGCAUCUCAUCAUCAAAUUCAACCAAUUCAUGGAGCAUACAGCCUUAUCCUAGAAAGGGCUUGUCGGAUGUCAAGAAUUGGACAGUAAACAUAGUAGGACACGAUGACGACAACUACGGCACUGUCCCAAAAUGUACUCAAAAUCACAGGCGUCCAGCUAUCCUUUUCUCAGUUGCUGGAUUUUCGGGAAACUAUUUCCAUGAUUUUGCAGAUCUGUUGUUUCCGCUAUACACUACUUCGUUUCGUUACGAAAAGGAGGUCCAUUUUCUUGCAAGUGAUUACAAGCGAUGGUGGAUAAGUAAAUACAGACGAAUUCUGGACCUGCUCACCAGACAUGAAGUAGUAGACAUAGACAAUGAGAAAGUGCACGUCCAUUGCUACAACAACAUGGUUGCCGGCCUCAAUUUUCACAAAGAGCUCAUGAUUGAUCCGGCUUUGUCGAAACCUCCUUCCGGGCUGUCAAUGCACCACUUCAAGCAGCUCCUCCGACGAGCCUACUCUCUGGAGAGAAAAAGGGCAGUCAGAUCAAGAAAGGGGGACGGGACGGAGAAGCCCCGUCUCAUGAUCAUAUCCAGGAACCGAACACGAGCCAUGACGAACGAAGUCCACGUCUCAAGGUUGGCAAGAAAGCUGGGAUACGAGGUGGUCUCGGCAGAGGCUCGAGUGUCUACCAACGUGACAAGAUUCGCACAAACCGUAAAUUCUUGCGACGUGUUGAUGGGAGUACACGGAGCCGGGCUAACAAACAUGGUGUUCCUACCAGAGAAUGCUGUCCUGAUUCAAGUGGUUCCAUUCGGAGAAAUUGAUGAAUUUGCUAGACUUGAUUUCAGGGACCCUGCAGCGGGUAUGAACAUUAGGUACUUGGAAUACAAAGUAAGCAUGAAAGAAAGCUCUCUGAGUCAACAGUACCCAGCCGAUCAUCCGGUUCUGAAAGAUCCAAAGUCUUACCGGACAAGAGGAUGGGAUGCACUUUCCUCUAUUUACUUGGAAAAACAGAAUGUGACCAUUGAUUUGGAUAGGUUUAGAGGCACAUUAGCAAAGGCACUGAAGCUUUUACGCCAUUGAUCAACAUUUUCAUGUGUCUGUGGCCAUUGAUUUUCUCAUUUUAUUUCUUAUGUUUACCACUUGUUUUUUAUUUGAUAUUCCAUCGUUAUUUGAUCAUGGGUAAGUUAAAUUGGUAUCAUUUAAGGUUACGUCUUUUUUGAAUAUUAAUAAACGGGUAGAGGUUU
This is a messenger RNA of Sesamum indicum (sesame), 1896 nucleotides long. RefSeq names its product alpha-1,3-arabinosyltransferase XAT2. The record is from RefSeq and is a predicted model, not a curated record. Gene Ontology annotation, molecular function: glycosyltransferase activity. Lineage: Eukaryota; Viridiplantae; Streptophyta; Magnoliopsida; Lamiales; Pedaliaceae.